Colletotrichum destructivum is the source of this 1908-nucleotide messenger RNA. Its product is annotated as Putative serine/threonine-protein kinase, active. Gene Ontology annotation, molecular function: protein serine/threonine kinase activity; ATP binding. Gene Ontology annotation, cellular component: protein kinase CK2 complex; nucleus; cytosol. Bases 181 to 1206 code for a protein of 341 amino acids. The record is from RefSeq and is a predicted model, not a curated record. Gene Ontology annotation, biological process: regulation of cell cycle; regulation of transcription by RNA polymerase I; regulation of transcription by RNA polymerase III. NCBI's taxonomy places the organism in Eukaryota, Fungi, Ascomycota, Sordariomycetes, Glomerellales, Glomerellaceae. The transcript is spliced from 7 exons.
CACCACCUCACCACCACCGCCGCCGCCAACCGCUUGCUCCACGUCCUUAGCCAGGCUGCCUCAGCCACGCCGAGACCCCUCCUCGCUCGCUGCCUCCGCCGCAAAAUCCAACCUCCCACAACAUCACCACCCAUCCCUUGUCAAGCCCUGCGUUCGAUCGCAGGCAAACAGUAGCCCAUCAUGGCGCGGGUCUACGCAGAUGUCAACCAGAACAUGCCCCGCAGCUACUGGGACUACGACAGUGUGAACAUCAGCUGGGGCGUUCUUGAGAACUACGAGGUGGUCAGGAAAAUUGGUCGCGGAAAGUACUCGGAGGUCUUCGAAGGCAUCAAUGUCGUCAACUACCAGAAGUGCGUCAUCAAGGUCUUGAAGCCUGUGAAGAAGAAGAAGAUCAAGCGUGAGAUCAAGAUCCUGCAGAACCUGGCGGGAGGCCCCAACGUUAUUGCACUGUUGGAUGUGGUUAGGGAUUCGCAAAGUAAGACGCCGUCCCUCAUCUUCGAGCAUGUCAACAACACCGACUUCCGAAGCCUCUACCCCAAGUUCAACGAUCUCGAUGUUCGAUUCUACAUCAACGAGCUGCUGAAAGCCCUCGACUUUUGUCACAGCAAGGGUAUCAUGCACCGCGACGUCAAGCCUCACAACGUUAUGAUCGAUCAUGAGAACAGAAAGUUGCGGCUCAUCGAUUGGGGUUUAGCCGAGUUCUACCACCAGGGCACCGAAUACAACGUGCGUGUGGCUUCCAGAUAUUUCAAGGGCCCCGAGUUGUUGGUCGAUUUCCAGGAGUACGACUACAGUCUCGACAUGUGGAGCCUGGGCGCUAUGUUUGCCUCUAUGAUCUUCCGCAAGGAGCCCUUCUUCCAUGGCAACUCGAACUCGGACCAACUCGUUAAGAUCGCCAAGGUCCUCGGUACAGACGACCUCUUUGACUACCUUGACAAGUACGAGAUCGAGCUUGAUGCUCAGUACGACGACAUCCUGGGCCGCUUCCAGAAGAAGCCCUGGCACUCCUUCGUGACCGCCGAAAACCAGCGUUUCGUCAGCAACGAAGCGAUCGACUUCUUGGACAAGCUGCUGCGAUACGACCACCAGGAACGCCUCACUGCCAAAGAGGCCCAGGCACACCCCUACUUCAACCCCGUCCGGGAUCCCGAGGUUUUCAAGCAACACCUAGCCAGCCAGACUGCGUCCGGCGUAAGCAGCAACUGAACCAUUCCAACUUACUAAGUUUGGGAGACCUAAUCAUGCCCACUGAACACUCUGGAUCCACCUCCCCAUAAAAAGGCUGUGCACAGCAGGCAUUAUGCCGCUGGCGGCCUGAUCAGGACGCUUACCUGCAUCCGUGAGCGGACCUGCACGUGUAGACUCCAGACAAAACCAACUCCUCUCUAGUGCGGGUCUGAAUCGGAGCAACGGAUGAAGCAUAAAGCAAGACCUUCGUACCCCUUGUCUCACUAAAUGGAAUGACUAUUCGGAAUGACUUCUCAAGAUCGGUUCUAUUCGCAGGCAGCGACACAAAUAGCGGUUCACCCAGCAUAUCAAGGCGUAGGACGUCGAUACAGGUGGCGAGGAAGAGGGACAGAGAGGUAGUGGAAGCAACAGGGAUAUACGGCUUGUGCAUGGAUCCGGGUUCCGCCAACGUGGAUUGUGUGACGGCGUUUGCGAGGGUUGGGCUCCCUGUCGGCUCCAAGUGGCCUAUGGGGUCACACCCACGAGUUUGCAUACGCGGUUCUUGAUGAUAUUUCUUUUACAGAGACUCUCUGGUAUUCAUUCGAUGUAGCGACUAAUGAGGAAGUAAUUCAUGCUUCCAUGACCAUUCUCUCUGCAAGACCGGCCUUCAUCUGUUUCCAUCCCAAUGGGCGCACUCCGGUCAUCUCAGAUAUAUUCUUCGCCUUGGCUACGUCAUCUUUU